Molecule: messenger RNA, 3116 nt
Organism: Tupaia belangeri chinensis (Chinese tree shrew)
Lineage: Eukaryota; Metazoa; Chordata; Mammalia; Scandentia; Tupaiidae
Gene: GRAP2
Product: GRB2 related adaptor protein 2
Exons: 9
Coding region: 387-1367 (326 amino acids)
Molecular function (GO): protein binding
Source: RefSeq, a predicted model, not a curated record
ACAGGGCUGACUGGGGGUAGUUUGAGGAGGGAGUAAGAGAUAGCGAGGAGGAGGCACUGUUCAUGGAUCUGUGAGUUGCACGCUCUUUCACUGUUAUAUGGAAGACUGCUCAAGGUGGAUCUGUAUUUUGAAAUGCAGUAAUUUCGGUGUCUGCAUUCAUCUUCCUUCUUGCAAGAGAAGACUCUACUAACUCGGUGUCAAAAACAAGACAAACUCAAUCUCUUCUCUUCCAAAAGAGACAUCUUGGGGCAAGAUUAGAUCCUGGAGUCCCAGAAUGAUGAUUCCACUUCACCAUAGUCAGCAUUUAAUCCGAAGUGUGUAUAGUGAACGGUGAAGGCCUGAGCAACAAUGAAUGAACAGCAGCACUCUGAGCUUCACAUUACAAUAUGGAAGCUGUCGCCAAGUUUGAUUUCACUGCCUCAGGUGAGGACGAACUGAGCUUUCACACGGGAGACAUUCUGAAGAUCUUAAGUAACCAAGAGGAGUGGCUCAAGGCGGAGCUUGGGAGCCAAGAAGGAUAUGUGCCCAAGAAUUUUAUAGACAUCCAGUUUCCUGAAUGGUUUCAUGAAGGCCUCUCGCGACACCAGGCAGAGAACUUACUCAUGGGCCAGGAGGUUGGUUUCUUCAUCAUCCGGGCCAGCCAGAGCUCCCCAGGGGACUUCUCCAUCUCCGUCAGGCACGAGGAUGACGUUCAGCACUUCAAGGUCAUGCGAGACAACAAGGGUAACUACUUCCUGUGGACCGAGAAGUUUCCAUCCCUGAAUAAACUGGUGGACUAUUACAGGACGACUUCCAUCUCCAAACAGAAGCAGAUCUUCCUGAGGGACAGGACGCGAGAAGAUCAGGGUCGCCGGGGCAACAGCCUGGACCGGAGGUCCCAGGGAGGCCCACAGCUCAGUGGGACUGUGGGGGAAGAAAUCCGGCCCUUGAUGAACCGGAAGCUGUCUGAUCAACCCCCACCUCCUCCCUUGCAGUUCUACCAGCACCCGCAGCCCCCUGCACAGUACCCCCCCGCGCCACAGCCCUCCCAGCAGCGGUACACGCAGCAGCACCAUUUUCACCAGGACCGCAGAGGAGGCAGCCUCGACAUAAACGACGGGCACUGUGGCAUGGGCUUGGGCAGCGAGAUGAAUGCCGCCCUCAUGCACCGGAGACACACGGACCCAGUGCAACUCCAGGCGGCAGGGCGAGUGCGGUGGGCCCGGGCACUGUACGACUUUGAGGCCCUGGAGGAGGACGAGCUGGGCUUCCGCAGUGGAGAGGUGGUCGAGGUCCUGGACAGCUCCAACCCGUCCUGGUGGACCGGUCGCCUGCACGACAAACUGGGCCUUUUCCCGGCCAACUACGUGGCACCCAUGAUCCGGUGAGCCCUCGGGGCUGAGGGCUGUGUCUGAAGCUGCCUGUAAGAAGAGAAUGGCAAGAGAAGAAAGCUGGACUGCCUCUAGUGCACGCACGCGCACACACACGUCUGCACGUGGGUACGGGUGCCUGUGCACACGGCGUGCUCUCAGUGACUGACUGGCAACUGGGUUGGCUCGUUGUUGAUAUGGAAAGGGACUCAGGUGGAGAAUGGUUCUUACUUUUUGACCCAGAAGACAGUGAGGGAACUGGGAAGUGGGUGGGGAGGACAGGAAAAUGAAACAAAACUUCUUCCUGCCCUGAGUGCUCUCAGCUGCCUCCUUGUCUUGGGAAUUUCCACGGAGAGUAGCUAAGCAGCGGCCAUACCUUAGUGGACGUGUCCUCACACACCCACAAGCCCCAUCCCCUGAGGGGGUGCCUUUCCUCCCCUUCUCUGAGGUGCGGGCACUGCGACGUUGAGAAUUAAGGUGCAGCCAGUUUGAGGUGGGACAGGAGCAGCAGUGUGGGAAAGGGAAAAGCCCCUGCCUGGGAAGGCUGGCCUCCUGCCCACGCCCAGCCUUGCCAAGACUUGGACCUCCAUCCAGUGAAUACUCCUGGUGAUCCUCUUCCCUGGGAGGACGGCAGAGGCUUCAACACAGAGAGCUCGAGAUACCAGCUAGGCUGCAGAGCCGAGAGCUGGGCCAUGAGGAUUUCCACAGGCCCCUGUGGUUUACCCGGCUCUCACCUGUUUCCCCAGCUGCAAAGACAGCAGCAGCAAAGCCCUGGCUGAGACCACUGGCUCUGAGAGCCAGCACUUCCCAGUGACAGGAUGUCUCUUCAAGCUGUGUUUCCCUCUUGAACCUCUGUGUCUUGAAAAUACCUUGCCAGUGGCACAGAGAGGUGCCCAUUUUACGAGAGCAUUAACAACUAAGUGACCCUGAGUCUGGGCAGGAGCUGGCUUGGAGAUGAGCUUCUGUCCGACUGUUGGGUCACUGCCAGCUUCCCACCUCCACUGCCACCAUCCUCGUCAUCACCUCAAACUAGAACGUGUGUCCCAGUGCUCACCCCAGGGUGUGAUGCAUUCAGCCUGGUGAGGGUGGGGUAGGAAGACCCUGGAGAGGAAGCUUAGUGUCCCGGUGGAGCCUGGGAGCAAAUGUGUCUGCAAAGAGCAUUUGAAAGAAGUAUACAUGCCUGUGCAUGCACACACCCGUGUGUGCAUGUGUGUGGAUGUGCAUGUGCACCUGUGUUGAGGUGUUUGCGUGCUUGCAUGUGUGUGUGUGCUGAGACCAGAAAGAAAGGGUUGGCAUGAAGGUGCUGGUGCGGGUGCAGGGAGGGGAGGGGCCUGCUUGUUUCUGUCCCUGCCCUCCCUGUCUAAGGAGGGAUGGGGCACAGUAGUAACUGAAGAUGAUAAGGGAAGAAAGUUUCUUUUUAGAGAUUUCUGCUAUAGGGCAAUGGCUGCAGACACUCCUUGCUCACUCCACUCUCCACUGCCUCUACCAGGCUCAUUGCUCUUCCCUCCCGUGCACACCUCGGAGUCCCCUUUCUCCCUUUCUCUGAAGGGAACACGGGGAUCUGAGAAUCAGAGUCACAAGGGACAGAGCUUAUGUUACUCCAGCAGUUACUCCUGAGUCAGAAACUUUCUUCCUGGGACGAGCAGAUGUUGUAAUGGUUGUGUUGCUGGAUUCCCACAGGGUUGACAGUGGUUUGAGUCCCGGACCUGGCAGCUUCCUAUUCAUGCUGGGAGCAUGUGUGUGCAGGCACAAAAUCCCAAGAGGAGG